Messenger RNA from Leishmania mexicana MHOM/GT/2001/U1103, 1416 nucleotides. Its product is annotated as putative zinc finger domain protein. The record is from RefSeq and is a predicted model, not a curated record. Gene Ontology annotation, biological process: protein targeting to membrane; peptidyl-L-cysteine S-palmitoylation. The transcript has a single exon. NCBI's taxonomy places the organism in Eukaryota, Euglenozoa, Kinetoplastea, Trypanosomatida, Trypanosomatidae. Gene Ontology annotation, cellular component: endoplasmic reticulum; Golgi apparatus. Gene Ontology annotation, molecular function: protein-cysteine S-palmitoyltransferase activity. Bases 1 to 1416 code for a protein of 471 amino acids.
AUGAGUGCCGCCGGAGAUCCAGUAUCCGUCUCCGGAAAGUCCGAGACGGACGCGGCUGUCGCGCCCGUCUCGGACAUGACGCGUCAGCUGCCACCUGAGGCCACCGGCAGCCGACUACCGGCGCAUCUCGUGCGCGAAGGCCCCCUCCGCGGCCAUGGCGCUGCGCUAUACGGCUCGUCACCGAAACACGUGCCGCUGCAGACGCCUUCGUCUCCAAGAGGCAAUGACACUCCACAGGCGCCGCCCGCAGCAAACGGAUACGGCCCUGUGUCUGCCCGUCAAGGGGAGGAGUUGGAGGUGGAGAGUGUCGUGUUAGUAGAAGCGCAGCAGUGCGGUGCGCGUCUCACGGAUGCCAACGCGAACGCCACGCUGCUGAGCUGCGUUGACCUCGGCUUCAUGGAUGCGGAACGUGUCGUAGAUGAGGAGAUGGACGUGGCGAGCCGGAGCAAGCUGGACGAGGCGAGCGGCGGCGGUAUCAAGGACAAUGCCCUCUUCGAGGGGAGCGGCAGGCAUGAUGCCUGUGUUGUGGCAAACGUGCUGGCACCACCGUCAAAGAUCGAUGCCGCCGGAGGAAAUGUGCUGGAGGUCGACCGCGGCGCCGCUGAAGACGAUCACGGUUUCGAAUCUCGCUCAGAGCAGCCGCUGGCCUCGUGUUGUGUGGACACGCGUCGUUACCCCGACAGUUGGCGAUAUACACGGCCGCGGCGCUAUGCCUUUGAGCGACCGCUGCACUCCUACCAGAUUGUCGGCCAGAUGUACUGUCUGGUGGUCAUCAUAUUGUUUUGGUCUAGCGUGUUUGCGGCCUACGUACUGCUCUACACCCAGGACAAGCAGGACUGCCUGGCUGAGCUCGUGGUGUUCGCGACACUCGUUGGAGCGGGCGUUGUGUGCGUGUACGUCUUCUUUUUCUGGGUCUCCUUCAAGGACUGCACGGACUACAGCAACUCGGGUGAGCUGUGCAUCUUCUGCCGCCGUCGCACGCAUGUGGACUCCAAGCACUGCAAGGCGUGCAACAAGUGCGUGGAGGGAUUCGACCACCACUGCAAGUGGCUGAACAUGUGCGUCGGGAGGGCGAACUACAUCCCUUUUUUUUGCUUUGUGAGCGGAAGCGUGUUCACCAGCUUCACAACUCUUGGCAGCGUCAUCUGCUUGCUUGCGCGGUGGUGGCAUGUGCUGGCGGAGCACCACAGCGCCUACUUCCGCGCGGGUCCGGUUGUGCUGUGCUUCGUGCUCCUCGUCGGCAUCGUUCCCAUUGUGCACUUGUUCGGAUUUCACGUCUACUUGCAUUUUAUACUGAGGACGACAACGUAUCAGCACAUCGUAGGCAAGCGCGAGGAGACGUUCCAGAUCCCGGCCGAGGAGGCAGCCCCACAGAAGCCAAGCCGUUGUUGCUGCUCCUGCUGCUGCUGCUGCUAG